Messenger RNA from Ogataea polymorpha, 1937 nucleotides. RefSeq lists its product as uncharacterized. The transcript has 2 exons. NCBI's taxonomy places the organism in Eukaryota, Fungi, Ascomycota, Pichiomycetes, Pichiales, Pichiaceae. Gene Ontology annotation, biological process: ribosomal subunit export from nucleus. Gene Ontology annotation, cellular component: cytosol. Gene Ontology annotation, molecular function: GTP binding; GTPase activity. The record is from RefSeq and is a predicted model, not a curated record. Bases 1 to 1917 code for a protein of 638 amino acids.
AUGCCACCGAAGACGGAACCAAGAAAAUGGAAGCCUCCCAAGGGCCCAAAAAAUACACCUCACAAAAACAAGAAUACCAUUGGUUUGGGAAGAAGCAUCAAAAAUCUCAAAAACCAGGAAAAUAAAGUGUACUAUCUGCCUGAUGGAGAAAUGCGGUUCACCACAGACAAACAUGAAGAUGACUGGGUCAAACUACGGUCGGUUACACAAGAAAAUGCUCUUGAUGAAUUCUUGAAUACAGCAGCUUUGGCAGACAAAGAUUUUUCUGCUGAGAGAUCCACAGGAAUCAAAAUCAUAAGUGUCAAUAAUCAGACUGUGGAUAGUGGCAAUUACAAUCCUUAUUUGCUUACUACCGAAGAAGAAAUCAAAAAGUUUCAUGUUCAAAGAGAGCAUAUUUCCGAGUUGCGGGUGCCAAGACGUCCUAGAUGGGAUAAAUCGAUGACAAAGCAUGAGCUCGAAAGAUUGGAAAGCGAAGCUUUUCUUGAGUGGCGGCGUAACCUUGCCCUUUUGCAGAAAAAUCAUGAUCUUUUGCUUACGCCAUUCGAGAGAAAUAUCUUGGUUUGGAAACAACUCUGGAGAGUGGUAGAAAGAUCUGACUUGGUUGUUCAGAUUGUGGAUGCAAGAAAUCCCCUGCUUUUCCGUUCUGAAGACCUGGAAAAUUAUGUUAAGGAAACCAAUCCUUUGAAACGAAAUUUGUUAUUAGUCAACAAAGCUGAUCUAUUGACUUAUGAACAAAGGUUGGAGUGGGCUCGAUAUUUCAAAGCACAUAAUAUCAAGUACACAUUUUUCAGUGCAUACCUCGCAAACGAGGAUCUUGAGAGAGAAAAGGAAAAGCUCGAGCAACGACAAAUGGAAAUGGAGCAGGGAAUUGAGGCUGGAGAUGAGGAAGAUACAAACGAGAUGACACGAAUCAUAACGGUGCAGGAGUUGGAAGAUCUGUGUCUCAGAGUUGCUCCGGAACCAUUGACUGAACCACCUGAAGGUCAACCAAGACGCCUUCAAAUUGGGUUAGUUGGAUACCCUAAUGUAGGUAAGUCGUCGACAAUCAAUGCUUUGGUGGGCUCUAAACGAGUGUCUGUAUCUUCCACCCCUGGGAAAACGAAGCAUUUCCAAACUAUUUUGCUUUCUGACAAAGUGAUCCUAUGUGAUUGUCCAGGUUUAGUUUUCCCUAACUUUGCAUACACCAAUGCAGAUCUGGUUUGCAACGGUAUACUUCCUAUAGAUCAACUUCGUGAGUACACAGGACCUAUGCAGCUGGUUGCCAAACGAAUUCCGAAGUAUUUCUUAGAAGCUGUUUACGGUAUCACUAUUGACACCUUGCCUGUUGAGGAGGGAGGAACGGGAAUACCAAAUGCUCAUGAGGUCUUGAAUGCUUUUGCCAGAGCGAGGGGAUUCAUGACGCAAGGAUAUGGUUCAGCUGAUGAAAGUCGCGCAGCAAGAUACAUUCUUAAAGAUUAUGCCUCAGGGAAGCUCUUAUUUGUUGAACCUCCCCCAAAUGAAGAUGGUUCGAGAAAGGAUGAUGAAAGUUCACGAAAAUUCAACGAAGGUUUAUACACUGUUCACAAUUUGCCCGAGCAAAGAAGACAACAAAUACUGAAUGCCAUGAAAGAUAAGAACAUUGAUUUUCAAGAUUUUAAUUUGGCCACAGAUCUGCACAAAUUAACGUUCUCUUCACACCUGUCUGUUAAUGAUGCACUAACUGGGAACAAGCAUGCUCGUACUCAUGGUGGUAAGCAAGCUGCUUUGUUCAGCUCUGCUGCCGAACUCGACAAUGAAUUUUUCAAAAUGAAUGAGGUGAAAGGAAGUUUUCAGUCACCAUUUCACACCAAGGAAGAAAGUCUCAGAGGCAAUAAAAAACACCACAAGGUAAACAAAAAAAAGGCGAAGAAACUUCGAAAAGCGACAGUCGCUGCGUAACAUCGUCUGUAUCAAUACUU